AUGUCCUCGAUAUCGGAAAAGACGACAGAUGGCGCGCAUGGUACGCCGUCAACGACCGAACAGCUUUCCAACAGGAAUGAGCUCGAUGCCCCGCUACAGGAGCCGCAUAUUUCUAUUGCAACGGAUCCGAAGUCUCUGACUGGUGGGAGGCUUCACCUUAUGACCCUUGGGUCUCACACGUCGCUGUUAGCUAUCAUCGACAGCUUGAAAGGCUAUAGACAGGCGGGAUGGGUCCUGACGAGUUACCUUCUGACAUACACCGGCUUUAUCAUCGUUUGGGCAAAGUUAAGCGAUAUCUUUGGCCGCAAGACAUGUAGCGUCGCCUCCCUUGCCAUUUUUACUAUUUUCUCUGGUGCCUGUGGCGGCGCACAAACCAUGACGCAGCUAAUCAUCUUUCGAGCGUUCCAAGGUCUCGGCGCGGCAGGCGGAUUUGCCCUGACGAUUCUCAUCAUCAAUGAAAUGGUCCCACGGAAUAAGUUGCCCAUGUACGGAGCUAUCAUGGCUCUAGACAUGGCGCUUGCUACACUCUCUGGUCCACUGUUUGGUGGUGUUAUUAGUGACCGUUCCACAUGGAGAUGGGUCUUCCUUAUGAACAUUCCAGGUGGUGGCAUCAUCGCCAACCUUUCUGUGGCCAGUGGCCGUAUACCCGUCAUCUAUGUCGCUCUGUUUUUCUCUGCAACCACUGCCAUAGGUACCGGGCUUCUUACUACCCUACCAACAGACGAUAAUCUGCCCAAAGCAGUCUAUGCAUACGAGGCGCUGGCCGGGCUGGGUGGGGGUGCAACCUUCGCUCUCGUCAUCCUGUUGGUUCCUUAUGUCGUAGAGAAACGAGAUCUUGCCACAGCCAAUGGUGCCCUUAUCGAAUUCCGCAUCCUCGGUGGCGCCAUCGGACUCGCUAUCGUGGCCAGCGCGCUGGAAAACUAUCUGAAUCGGAACCUCGGCGCAAUCAUAUCCCCAGAACAACGCGUUUCGUUGAUGGAGUCGACGGCUUUGCUCCAUGAGCUUCCGGAUGAUAUCCGCGGGCAAGUCAUUCGAGUGUUCGCGGAGGGCUUCUCGUUGCAGAUGAAGAUCACAACCGCGUUUGCGGCGUUGCAGGUACCAGCGAUCGUCAUGUUUUGGAAGAAGAAGCAGAUCACCGUUGAAAAGAAAAGUUAA
Didymosphaeria variabile is the source of this 1155-nucleotide messenger RNA. RefSeq lists its product as uncharacterized. Bases 1 to 1155 code for a protein of 384 amino acids. The record is from RefSeq and is a predicted model, not a curated record. NCBI's taxonomy places the organism in Eukaryota, Fungi, Ascomycota, Dothideomycetes, Pleosporales, Didymosphaeriaceae. The transcript is spliced from 8 exons. Gene Ontology annotation, biological process: transmembrane transport. Gene Ontology annotation, molecular function: transmembrane transporter activity.